Molecule: messenger RNA, 1877 nt
Organism: Aphanomyces astaci
Lineage: Eukaryota; Oomycota; Saprolegniomycetes; Saprolegniales; Verrucalvaceae
Exons: 9
Coding region: 109-1773 (554 amino acids)
Biological process (GO): protein ubiquitination
Cellular component (GO): membrane; Cul4A-RING E3 ubiquitin ligase complex
Source: RefSeq, a predicted model, not a curated record
UCCAGAUGGGACAAUCCUGCAUGUUCCGAGGUCGACGGUCCGUUUGGUCACUUCCUCCACCUCUCGUUCCCAACUUCUUCCAUCAAGCCGCGGCGCCUUCGCCUCCACAUGCGCGUCAACAAAGCUAUUAGGGCAUGCUUGCUUCUCUUCGUGGUGGCAUCGACGUGUGAAGCCCGUGCCCAAGUCAACGGCGUCGUGGGUGUGUCAUGCACCAAACGCUCCGACUGCGGCUUGGUCCCGAGUCUUGGAUGCCGUCAAGGCGCAUGCAAUGUAUGUGUCACCGACGACGACUGCGGCGGCGACGCAUUCAGCUACUACCGCUGCGUUGCAAGUCCUGCCGGUCCCGCCGCAUGCCUCAACAAGAACGUGUUCUCGCCAUUUACAGGAGCCGACGUCCUGGCCGCCUUCCUCGCCGCCUUCAGCACCGCGCUCGGCGCCGCGUGCGGUCUCGGCGGCGGCGGGCUCUUGGUGCCACUGUACAUUGUCGUCGUGGGGCUAACCCCCAAGUUUGCGAUCCCGUUGUCGAAAGCCACGAUUCUCGGCGGCGCCUUGGCCACGUACUGGUCCAACUACCACUCCAAGCAUCCAUAUGCAUCGCGGAGGCCCAUUAUCGACUACGCAUUGGCUGGCUUGAUGGAACCUCCGACUCUCGUCGGCACGAUCGCGGGGGUGAUGGCCAACGGCAUAUUCCCAUCGUGGCUGAUCCUGGCGUUGCUCAUUUUGCUGCUGGCGUUCGUCACGUAUCGGGUCACGACCAAAGCCAAUGCAAUGUAUGCUAGGGAAAAUGCCGAAUUUGCAGCCGCCACGACGACCGCCGACUCGCUCAACCCACCAAACCAUGUCGCAGUGGAAACAACAGGGCUGCAUGUUAACCCCCCUUCGACGCCCCUCGUGGAAAAAGAUGAAGCGAAUGCUGCCGAUCAAGGGGAAGGCCGCGUGGACACCGACUUUGUGCGCUUUCGACCGGAACAGGAGAUAGCGGUACAGUCGUCCAGAACUAUGAGACCGACUACGAGCCAAGAGACUCAACUGGCCGUCUGCCACAUGCAAGAAACCAACACGUUUCCGUUUCGCCAGUGCAUCCUUCCCCUUGUCGUGUGCAUUGCGGCCAUUCUCGCCCAGUCGUUGCUUCGAGGGGGUCACGGCGCGCCUAGCUUGGUGGGCGUCGCCUGUGGAUCGACCAUGUACUGGCUAUUGAUCAUUCCCCCCACGGUCGUUUUGGGGAUCGUGACCUACUUCAUGGGUCGCCUGCUUCUAAACCGCACCCGGCUAUACGCGGCAUGCGGAGAGGACACUGUCAAGGGCGAUGUCACAUGGACCAAGUACAAGGCAUUCGUUGUGUUUCCAGCGCAGUGCGUUGUCGCAGGCUUUGCGUCAGCCUUGCUUGGGAUCGGAGGUGGCAUCGUCCAGGGACCCGUGAUGUUGGAGCACGGAGUGACUCCACUGGUCCAAAGCGCCACUGCGUCGUACAUGAUUCUCUUUACCUCGACAUCCACGACCAUUCAGUACACGAUUGCCGGUCAAUUCCCCGGUGAACUGCAAUAUGAUUACGUGUGUUGGUACGUGGCGCUGGGGUUCCUCGGCGGUCUCUUUGGAAAAAAGGUGGUGGAGCUGUUGAUUCGAAAAAGCGGCCGCAUGUCAUACUUUUUGUACUUUUUGGCGGCGAAUUCCGCCGUCCAGGCCGUGGCCAUGGGGUACAUUGGCAUCCGCAACGUCGUCCACGACAUAAACACGGGCGACAACCUCGGGCUUUCCAGUCUCUGCCAUGGCUAAGUCGAAUAAAAAUACACCUGUGGAAGUAUGGAGAUUUUUGACGCAUCGGGCGUCCGUUCAUUGGAAUGGAUAAGAAGCUAAUACUGUACUACCGUUGGAUGGAU